This is a messenger RNA of Plasmodium gonderi, 1635 nucleotides long. RefSeq names its product T-complex protein 1, gamma subunit. Gene Ontology annotation, biological process: protein folding. The record is from RefSeq and is a predicted model, not a curated record. The transcript is spliced from 2 exons. Lineage: Eukaryota; Apicomplexa; Aconoidasida; Haemosporida; Plasmodiidae. Bases 1 to 1635 code for a protein of 544 amino acids. Gene Ontology annotation, cellular component: chaperonin-containing T-complex. Gene Ontology annotation, molecular function: ATP-dependent protein folding chaperone; ATP hydrolysis activity; ATP binding.
AUGCUGAAAAACCCAGGUGCAGUUUUAGUUUUCAAACCCAACACAAAAAGGGAAGAGGGUCGAAAGACUCAGUUGUCCAACAUACAGGCAAGUCGCGCCGUGAGCGAAAUCGUGAAGACGACCUUGGGCCCCAUGGCCAUGCUGAAGAUGAUGCUGGAUCCAUUGGGUGGGAUUGUAAUAACGAAUGAUGGGAAUUCCAUAUUGAGAGAAAUAGAUGUAGCACACCCAGCUGCAAAAUCUCUUAUCGAAUUAAGUAGAUCCCAAGAUGAAGAAGUAGGAGAUGGUACGACAUCAGUAGUUAUUCUAUCAGGAGAAUUAUUAAAUAUAGCAGAAAUAUUUUUAAAGCAGAAAAUUCAUCCAACAAUAAUAGUUAACUGUUACAUGGAUGCUUUAAACAGAAUAGUGAAUUUUUUAGAGUCCAUUGCAAUUGAAAUAGAUGUAAAUAAUGAAGAAAGUUUAUUAGAAGCAAUUGAUUCAUGUUUAAGCACAAAAUUUGUAAAUAGAUAUAACAAAAUUGUAAGUAAGUUAGCACUACAAGCAGUACAAUGUGUAAAGAUCGAUUCUAAUAUUAUAGGGAAAAAAGAAAUUGACAUUAAAAGAUAUGCUAAAGUUGAAAAAAUUCAGGGAGGUGAUAUAUCGGAUAGUUAUGUACUCAAAGGAGUUAUGAUUAAUAAAGACAUUAUUCAUCCCAAAAUGAGAAGAUAUAUAAAAAAUCCUCGAAUAUUACUACUUGAUUGCACUUUAGAAUAUAAAAAAGCAGAAAGUCAAACAAAUGUGGAAAUUUUAGAUGAAAAUACAUGGAAUCAGUUAUUACUACAAGAAGAAAUAGAAGUUAAGAAAUUAUGCGAACAUAUAAUCGAUAGUGGAUGUGAUAUUGUAGUUACAGAAAAAGGAGUGUCAGAUUUGGCCCAACAUUUUCUUGUAAAGAAAAAUAUUAGUGUUAUUAGAAGAGUUAGAAAAACAGAUUUAAAUAGACUUGAAAGAGUAAGUGGUGCUACUAUUGUAAACAGAUGUGAAGAAAUUGUUGAAAGUGAUAUUGGUACCAAAUGUGGCUUAUUUGAAGUUAAAAAAAUUGGUGAUGAUUACUAUUCACAUUUCAUUGAAUGCGAGAACCCUCGUGCUUGUACCAUUUUGUUAAGAGGAUCAACCAAAGAUGUAUUAAACGAAAUUGAAAGAAAUUUACAUGAUGGUAUGAACGUUGCAAAGAAUAUUCUCAUGGAAGGAAAAUUGCUUCAUGGUGGUGGUUGUACCGAAAUGAGAGUUGGUCAAUAUUUGAUUAGUCAAGCUAGCCAUUUUGAUGAUUCCAGAAAAAGCAUAAUGGAGGCUCUUGCAUCUGCUUUUGAAAUUAUACCCAAAAUAUUAGCUCAAAAUAGUGGUACUAAUGUUGUUAAAACAAUCAAUGAGUUGAGAAUAAGACACGAAAAAUUAGAAGGACACAAGCUAGGAGUAGAUGGAAUCACUGGAGAAAUAAUCGACGUUUCCACUGAAAAUAUUUGGGACCUUCUUGCUGUCAAAAAACAAAUUUACAAAAGUGCAGUAGAAGCUGCUGCCAUGAUUUUACGUAUUGAUGAUGUCGUCAGUGGUAUUGGCAAGGACGACAAGUUGCAGAAACCGGUGCAGAACAACUUUGACUAA